Messenger RNA from Myotis lucifugus (little brown bat), 2158 nucleotides. It is a transcript of the gene KCNJ15, whose product is annotated as potassium voltage-gated channel subfamily J member 15. The record is from RefSeq and is a predicted model, not a curated record. Gene Ontology annotation, biological process: regulation of monoatomic ion transmembrane transport; potassium ion import across plasma membrane. Lineage: Eukaryota; Metazoa; Chordata; Mammalia; Chiroptera; Vespertilionidae. The coding region runs from base 349 to 1548 and encodes 399 amino acids. Gene Ontology annotation, cellular component: plasma membrane. Gene Ontology annotation, molecular function: inward rectifier potassium channel activity. The transcript is spliced from 3 exons.
AUUCUGGCCUCAUUCUUCCUGCCGUGAACCGCCUGUGUGAGGAAGGCGGGUGUGUGCCACCUCCCAGGUCUCAGCCACCUCGCUUGCAAAAUGGGUGUCAGAUGCCUAGGUUUUGACAGUCCUUUCAACUCUGAUGGCCUGUGACUCAACAAUAAGAAUGCGUUUCCACAGGCGGUAAAAAUAUUCUAGACUCUUCCCUUCAGUCCGCAGUGUUUACUUCCUCCGCACUUCCCCUUCCUGCCUCCUGCCCGCGGGCCAGUGGACAGUGGGCCUCAAUGGGGGCCAGUUCACCCUCUUUCCAGGGGGCUUUACGGUGGAACUCCCUCCGGAGGGCAGGAGCAGCACCCCAUGGUAGCCAGGUGGGCGAAGGGGAGCCAGGACGGUGCGCCCGCCUUGAAGAAGACGGCUUCUGACCUGCUGAGUGGUCCCAAGAGGCUGAGCAUGGACCCAGUGCACCUCAGCAUGUCCAGCGCGCCCCUGGUGAGGCACUCGGACAGGCCCCGCGUCAUGUCCAAGAGCGGGCACAGCAACGUGAGAAUCGACAAGGUGGACGGCAUAUACUUACUCUACCUUCAAGACCUGUGGACGACCGUGAUCGACAUGAAGUGGAGAUACAAGCUCACCCUGUUCGCGGCCACGUUCGUCAUGACCUGGUUCCUUUUCGGGGUGAUCUACUACGCCAUCGCGUUCAUUCACGGGGACCUAGAACCCGGCGAGCCCAUUUCUAACCACACCCCCUGCAUCAUGAAGGUGGACUCCCUCACGGGGGCGUUUCUCUUCUCCCUGGAGUCCCAGACCACCAUCGGCUACGGCGUCCGCUCCAUCACGGAGGAGUGCCCUCACGCCAUCUUCCUGCUGGUCGCUCAGCUGGUCAUCACCACCUUGAUCGAGAUCUUCAUCACGGGCACCUUCCUGGCCAAAAUCGCCAGACCCAAGAAGCGGGCGGAGACCAUCAAGUUCAGCCACUGCGCGGUCAUCACCAAGCAGAACGGGAAGCUGUGCCUGGUGAUCCAGGUGGCCAACAUGCGCAAGAGCCUCCUGAUCCAGUGCCAGCUCUCCGGCAAGCUCCUGCAGACCCACGUCACCAAGGAGGGCGAGCGGAUCCUCCUCAACCAGGCCUCCGUCAAAUUCCACGUGGACUCCUCUUCCGAGAGCCCCUUCCUCAUUUUGCCCUUGACCUUCUACCACGUGCUGGAUGAGACCAGCCCCCUGAGAGAUCUCACACCCCAGAACCUGAAGGAGAAGGACUUUGAGCUCGUGGUGCUCCUCAAUGCCACCGUGGAGUCCACCAGCGCCGUCUGCCAGAGCCGCACGUCUUACAUCCCGGAGGAGAUCUACUGGGGCUUUGAGUUCGUGCCCGUGGUUUCUCUCUCCAAGAACGGGAAGUACGUGGCUGACUUCAGUCAGUUCGAGCAGAUCCGGAAGAGCUCCGAUUGCACGUUUUACUGCGCGGAUUCCGAGAAGCAGAAACUGGAGGAGAAGUACAGGCAGGAGGACCAGCGGGAGAGAGAACUGCGGACUCUCCUGUUACAACAGAGCAACGUCUGAUGGCGGUGCCCUGGCCUCAGUUGACUCUGCGGCCAUUUCCACAUCCGAGCUCCUUCGAACAAAAAUGUGUGGAUGCAUUUCUAAAAACACUGCACAGAUGUGCUAAAUCCAUCUUCUCCUUUGAUCUGGUGGCUCAACAAGAAUCUCCACCUUCGAGAGGGUUCCUUGUUUAAAUGCUUUGUCUGAAGCAAACUCCCAAAGUUCAGAUUUUCUAAGAUGGGGCUACAUUUGGCAGGACUUGGUGUAGGGCGAUUGCAAACAUGUCCUGCAGGAUGGACGGACAGUCAGCAUGCUGAGAGUGAAGGGAAGGCAUUUCUCUAGAAGGCUAUCAGCUGUAAUAUAAGGUAUUUAUGCAAUCCGAUAUCAAAGGCAUGUGGCCUUGAAAUGUGGUUCAGUGUUCACUCACAUCAUAGUUUAAACUCUUUUCAAGCAGAGAAAAUGGUUUAUGUUCUGGAGGCUACCUGUUAAUACAACAAAUGGAGCAGGGGGAGUCUGUAUUCACAAAAUAUAAUAAUUCCAUUUCUGCCUUUUCCCAGUGGAUUUAAUUGUGCAGCGUGAAAUUGGUCCCUCAGGAAUUAACAGUUGUGAAAACAUGUACGGAUGGAACUGA